This is a messenger RNA of Strongylocentrotus purpuratus (purple sea urchin), 6914 nucleotides long. Its product is annotated as beta-alanine-activating enzyme-like. Gene Ontology annotation, molecular function: protein binding. The transcript is spliced from 15 exons. The record is from RefSeq and is a predicted model, not a curated record. The coding region runs from base 495 to 4694 and encodes 1399 amino acids. NCBI's taxonomy places the organism in Eukaryota, Metazoa, Echinodermata, Echinoidea, Camarodonta, Strongylocentrotidae. Gene Ontology annotation, biological process: amino acid activation for nonribosomal peptide biosynthetic process.
CAGAAUUCUAAAUCAUACCAAUAAAAUGUCGAUUUACAACUUUUACAGCGUUUUAGUGCUUUAAACGGCUUAUCACAGACAUGACAGGAUAUGGAUUUUAUAUCCUUUCCUUCUCUCAUGGGCGCAGCCAUCUUUAAUUUAUUCGAGAUUAGUCAAAUGAAGAAAGCAUUUUUGACAAUUAAUAAAAUGUUAAGUUGCUUACCGGUCCAAAUUAAAUAUAUGUUUUAUUUUGGAAUAUAUUUUAUUACUUCUGUACCUUAUAAGUAAUAUAAAUAAAAUAAAAUGAUACGAGGAAGUCUACAUACAUUUUGUGUUUGUUGACUCUUGUGUUGUUGUGCAUGUGACAUGUGCGCUGCGGUGGGAUAUUUUGAUCACCCAGCUAUAGCACUGCACUGAGCUGAGUGGGGGGAGGUGCGCUCUAGUCGGCCAGCCCAGCAGCGCCCCGUGUACGAGGGCCAGUAGUGAGACUCGGAGACGAAGCCCGAUCUAAACCCAUGACCAUGUCACUGACACUGAUCAGAAGUACGACUACGAGAAUAGAAAGAUGUCAGCAAAAUGACCGAACCAACCCUUCACAAGCUGAUGAUAGAAGCCUGCUCCAAGUUCCCCAUCACUUGGCAGCCAUAUUUGAUGACGGUUGCCAUGGUGCCGAGGUGGUAACAUACAGACAGGUUCUGGAGACCGCAAACACAGUAACAUCCCUUCUAAAUGCUCACUCCAAGUGUGGGGAGAUCAUCGGCCUUUAUGCGGAGCCUGGCAUCACCUUGCCUGCUUUCAUUCUUGGUAUUCUUCAACUCCCUGCUGCCUAUGGCCCUAUCGAUCCACAUGCUCCAAGCUCUAUCAAUGAGUAUUUCAUCAAAGAAGUUGGCAUCCGUAUUGUCUGUGUACAGAGCUGUCUAUUAGAGCACUUUGCCAAUGGUCUAGGCCAAAGCUUUGAUUGGGAACUCUGCCACCAUGUAGACCAAGAGCUGAUGUCUUCUGAGCUGGUUCCAGUGCGACUAGACGCCACCAAGCACAACAAGCAGGACCUGUGCAAUGGAGACAGAGAGGAACAGUCCUCUUCUCUGGCAUAUGCUCUCCAUACCUCAGGGACGACUGGCAGGCCUAAGAUAGUGCGAGUGCCACACUCUUGUAUAGUACCAAACAUCUUGGAUCUUCGAGUGAUUUUCACAAUCACCGAAGACGAUGUGGUCUUCAUGGCUUCACCUCUGACCUUUGACCCCAGUGUGGUAGAGAUGUUCAUGACCUGGAGCCAGGGAGCAACCCUCCUGAUGGUACCUGCCAAGCUCAAGAUGGCUCCCAGCUCUCUGGCCCAAGUCCUAAAGAGAAACCAUGUGACUGUUUUACAGGCCACGCCAUCUCUUGUAUCCCGCUUCUCAUCCUCGGCGUUGCAACAAGAUCUUCUUGGUGCCUCCUCUACCCUUCGCCUCCUUGUUUUCGGGGGCGAAUCCUGCCCCACUCCUGCUACCAUCGCCCGCUGGAGGGGGGCAGGGAACCGGACAGAGUUCAUCAACCUGUAUGGAAUCACCGAAGUCUCCAGCUGGGCAUCCUGCUUCCAGAUUCCAGAAGAGUGGAUAGAGAAGAGACGAGAUCACCAUAUUCCAUUAGGAGAUGCACUGAAAGACACCAUACUUCAAGUCAGAGAUGAAACCGGGCGAGAGCUUGAAUCAGGCAUAGGGGAGGUGUUUAUCGGGGGAUACCUGCGUGUCUGUUUCCUUGGUGAUGAAGAGUUACAAGUGUUAGUGAGGAGAGACCAACUGGUAAUGAGGUCAACUGGAGAUAUGGUAGAGGUCACCAACAGAGGGCUCCUCUUUCUCGGCCGUCAGGACGAUCAAGUCAAGCGUCAUGGCAAACGAAUGAGUCUCUUUCAUGUUAAACAGGUAAUUGAAGCCUGCCCAGAUGUUGAAUCCUGUGAUGUCAUCCAUACAGACGGCAGGUUGAUUGCAUUCUACACUCCGUCCAGCAAACACCCUACCUCAACACCAGCUCCAGUAGAGCAGUCUGGUCAAGAAAAUGAUAUCAUCCAGAAGACCUUCUCUCCUCUUGGAUCUGCCUCACCACCACUACCAUCACCAUCGUCGUCAUCACCGGUCAUGCCGUCGUUUGAUCUGGAGUUAAGUGAUACGUCAGCUGGAGUAGCAAGACCAACAGGAAAACAAUCAGUUUCUUCAAUUACAUCACUGAACAAGUUAAAAUAUGAUCCAUCCAGCCAGUCAGAUUGGUCAAGUUUAGUUUUCAAUCACAAACAAUCCUCAAAUAUAUCUGAAAUAGAUCUAGGUGACUGUUCGCUUGAUCUGGAAUUAAGUGAUACGUCAGCUGGAGUAACAGGGCCAACAACUGGAAAACAAUUGGUUUCUUCAAUGACAUUACUAGCUGAGUUAAGAUAUAAUCCAUCUACUCAGUCAGCUGAUGGAUCAAGUUUAGUUUUCAAUCACAAACCAUCGUCAAAUAUAUCUGAAAUAGAUCCAGGCGACUGCCAAAACAAUGACCGUGUAUCCGUAGCUAUCAGAGCAUUAGUGCCUUCGGAGGAUUCAAAGAACUCUUUGGGUAGUGUCCUGCAGCCUCCGAGGAGUGUUGCGAAGUAUCUGAGAGGGGCACUUCCAAGUCAUGCUAUCCCGGACCGGUUUGUGGCCCUGCAGGAGCUCCCCAUCACAAGACAUGGCAAGGUGGACACGGCAGCGCUGAAGGAGCUUCUUUGGCAGCUUGAAGCAUCUGAAAAGGAGAGGAGAGAGAAGCAGAACAUCAGAGGCCAAAGGUCAACAGGAAGAUGGCAGGAGAUUCUGGUCAGAGAGUGGAAGAACUGUCUCUUCUUGGCUGAAUCGGAUGCCAUUGGGGACCAUGACUUCUUUGUGACACUGGGUGGAGAUUCCUUCCAAGCUCUGCGCUUGGUCAAUUCUCUUGAAGCUUCCCUUGGCAUGCCUCUGCCUGACCUCAUGGAUGACCUCCUGCAUCGGACCUUCUCCAAGGUUCAGCAGACCAUCGGGCAACAUCUUCAACAGACUACUUGCGGCCAAAGUGAUCUUGAAAACCAUCAGGACAUUGACACCAGAAAUCAGAAGACAAGCAUUGAUUCAGAACAUUUUAUCGAAAAUCAUCACCAAGAAUACGAAAGUGAUAAGGAGGAACAGUUUGCCAAUAAAAACGUAGACAAAUUAUUUGCUGCAAGCACUGGCAAGGAAGCUGUUCCAGAUAAUGGUCUUCUUGAUAAUAAACCAACUCAGAUUGCUGUGAGAUCUGUGGAAAAUCAGGACUUAAACAUAUCAUUUUCUGAACACCAAAAGGACAAUUUUUUAGGAGUGGACUCUGCAACUCGAGGUAGGAAAAUGGAUGAUGAUUUGCUGACCAGUCAAGCACUCAAAAGAAAACUUUCCUCUAGAGAUCCUCUGGAUGAUGCAUCUUCAAAGAAGACAUCAAUUAGCCUAGAAACAGCACCUCCAUUGAGCUCUCAGAGUUCAAAUUCCCGAGCAGCUAUCCAAAAUAACUGUACUGUUUCAGUCCGGAGAGGUACCCAGAUUCUACAUCACAACUGCUUUCAGGAAAGGACAUCAGAAGGGGGCCAUGGAGCAUGUGCGGAGCCAUCCGUUGAACAGUCAGAAUGCAGUGUGAAUACAGGGAAGCUCUGCUUGAAAGAACAUUGGAAAGUGGACACUGGGAAAUGCGUUGAUGCUUCACCUCUUGUAGUGUGUACCAGCUCCAGCCAAACAGUCUACAUUGGAUCACAUUCUCACCGAUUUUUCGCUAUCACCAUGGAAACAGGGAAUGUCUUAUGGGAGGCGGUGUUAGGUGACCGGGUGGAAUCAUCGGCUUGUCUGUCGGCUUGUGGAAAAUACGUCAUUGUUGGUUGCUAUGAUCAUUUUGUGUACUGCCUGUCUGCGUCCUCUGGAGACAUCUGUUGGAAGUAUGAGACUGGAGAUGUGGUCAAAUGCUCACCAGUCUGUGAUGUCACAAAUGGACUGGUGUACGUCGGAUCACAUGACCAACAUGUCAUGGCGUUGCAAGUUCAGGAGGAGAAAUUUGAGAUGAAAUGGCGAUCGCACUGUGGAGGAGGAUCCGUCUUUGCAUCACCCUGUAUCCACCAUGCCACAGGAACUGUAGUAGCAGCCACUCUGAGAGGAAGUGUAGUAGCGUUCAACAAGGAGUCUGGAGAAAUGAAGUGGUCAUUCGCCUGCCCAAAGCCAGUGUUCUCAUCACCUGUUGCUAUAGACAACAGCGUUCUUGUUGGAUGUGUGGAUGGCAUCAUGUACUGCCUAUCUCAUGCUGGCAUCCAGCUAUGGACCCACACAGUCGAUGGACCCAUUUUCUCAUCACCAUGCAUCUCAACCCUCCACCCGCUCUCCCAGCCCCUCUCCAACGAUGAACAACCAUCUCGUCACACGGUCGUCUUUGGAUCCCACAAUGGCUCUGUAACCUGUCUUGACCCCUCGACCGGUCAGCUCGAGUGGACCUCCAAAGUCUCUACCUUCCCCAUCUACUCCACCCCUUUCGGCUUCACCCGGAACGGUCAUCGCAGAGUGGCCGUCGCAUCGACGGACGGUCAUGUUUGCAUUCUCGAUAUGCAGACAGGCAACGUACUAACUGAAAUGGUGCUUCCGGGUGAAGUGUUUUCAUCACCUGUCGUGAUUGAGGGUAAACGUGUCAUUGUAGGGUGCAGGAAUGAUUAUGUGUAUUGCCUUCAUUUGAAGGAAACUGAUUAGGAGACAGAAAUACUGCCAACAAAAUUCUUUCCAUUUGGGGCAUUAUGAAGUGGUAAGAAUGCAUGAUAUCAGGGCUUGAAUAUGUGUGUGAUAUUUUAUAAUUAUGCUAAAGUUUAUAAUAAUGAUAGUAAUGAUAGGCAUUUCUAUAUUACCGUCUAUCUUGAAAUUCAAUUCCGAGGCAUAUUUAUUAUUACCCCCGGCUUUAGCCUAGCUGCCAUUACAGCGCUCACAUAAUUAGGAAUUCGUAAAAUAAAACUGCUUUCGUUGUCAGAUUUUCAUUCCCCAACCUUGAGUUACAGAAUCACUUACAAUUUCAAGCAAUCUGUUAGUCUAAUACAAUGUAGCUGAUAGAGCCCUACAGCUUACUUGUCUCCAUUUGUCAAAAAUGUGUGGAGCUCCCGCACAGAUGUUGAAACUACAACAGUUUUUGCUUCUGGCAAGUACAUAUUCUGUAAUAAUCUGUAGGAAAUCCCAGGUUCCUAUUCAAGCAGCCUGGUACUGAACAUCCAGCACGUAUAUCAGUUUAAAACAAAAGUCUACUGCCUUGGUCAUUGUCUUGAACUCCAAUGCUUGUCUCUCCACAAUAAGGAAGAAUUGAAGGGGGUUGAUCCUUGAACCUAUCACCAGAAUGUAAGGCUGCGACAUCUUGUUUCUGUCAAUGCUGUUAAGAUAGAAUGUCAUAUCUGUCCCCACAGGCUUCAUAUCAAUAAAGGAGUUGAGAUUUUCGACUGUAGAACACUUCCCCUUUCUUUCUCUUCCUUCCCCUUCCUUCCUCUUCCUCUCCCAGUCAACACAAGUGGUAGAAGCCUGAGAGCAAUUGUUCUCAGUUUGCAAUUGGAACCCUAAUACUGUGCAGUAGUAGUCCUAGUUUUUUUAUUCUCCUGGGGCCCCAUUUCUCAAAGCCUUUUUUCAAUGACAAAUGACAAAUAUCAGUGACAAAUCUGCUGAUAACCAAUCAAGGAUUUCACUAGCUUAUAACAACAACUGUCAUUUGUCACUGAUGAAAAGUUUUGUGAAAUGCCCUCCAGCUCAUCAACUGUCCAACGGAAUGGAAAUCCUAUGACAUUAAGUAGUAAUAAUAACAUGCUGUUCUUGUGUAGCGCGCAGAUCACAUUGUGACAUAACGUCUCUAUGAACACCUUAAGUACACCUGUGAGCCAGGCUUGAUCGGAGUGUCCAUAACUGGCUUGUAACCAAUCCUACUUGGAGAAACGUUGUUUAUAUUUCUGUCUUCAUACUAGUGUCAUGUAACUUAAAUUCCUAUUGCCUUCUCAAAAACUCUGGAUAAAAGCAUCUAAAAUACACUAUAUAUAUAUAUAUAUAUAUAUAUAUAUUCCUGAUUGUUGCUAUGGAAGGUUCUGGUUUAGCUGGAAACUGGUGUUUUAAAGAGGAGCAUAUUACAUCAUCUGGCUGUGUCUCUACCAGAGCUGGCAAAUCUUUUGUUGACCUGAUAGAUGCUAUUGUAAGGAGCUUUUGGCAGUGUUUUAUCUUCAGGUGGAUGACCUGAGCAAAAGUGAAUUUUCUCGGAUGAACGGGCACACUUUGGGCACUGGUAACUAGUAAUUAUUUGAUGUGGGAUAUAGUCUCUGACGGUCAAGAAUUUCUUUGUGUUGUUUGUGACAUUGAUGAACGGGGCAUUUGACACAGAGCCUCUGUUUGGGGCAGAUAUGAACGGUAAGCCAUGCAGUGGAUCUGCAGAGCUCCCUUGCCGUUUCGCGCUGUAACUGUCUCAUGCCCCCACGACUUCACCAUCGCCUUACUCGCUACAGGUUUCUUUUUCUUUUUUCAUGGCUGUGGUACUGUCUCAUGAUGACUCUCAUCCUUGUUACUAACAGGGUCAGGAGCAUGCAAGCUUCCUUCUCGGAUUGAAAAUCUGUCCAUUAAUCUCUCUUAGCUAGCUAAUUACAAUCGAAAGAAUUAGAGCCUUUUGACCUUCUCGACCUUGGCAGCUUGUCCAGAGGUGUGUAUAGUUCUGUGGGUGUUGACGAAGUCGACCACGAUAGGGGCAUCAAAGUCCAGGGAGGCGUAGUCCCAACAGAGAUGGGGCAUUUAACGACGGGCAUUGUCGAUAGGCUUGUAAUAGUACAGUGUUCAUGAAUACCUGUCUAUUUGAUUACACCAGCUGACAACUUGGUUGACUAGCUGGAUAUUGAUUUGAUUUGAUUUAUUUGAUUUAUUUCUUUUAGUUUGAUUUUCUUUUUCUUUUGCACUUUUACAAUA